Messenger RNA from Ostertagia ostertagi, 351 nucleotides. NCBI's taxonomy places the organism in Eukaryota, Metazoa, Nematoda, Chromadorea, Rhabditida, Trichostrongylidae. The record is from the annotation of a GenBank genome assembly.
AUGCCGGAAGACCCAACCGCAGUUAUGGAAGCCAUAGAAGAGGUGUUCCAGUUCUACGAUACAAAAGGCGAUCAAAAAAUAGCUGCAUCACAGAUAGGGAACUGCCUUCGUUCAAUGCAGCUUCAGCCAACCGAGGGUCUGAUUGAGCGGAUGACGCAGCAGUGGAAAGAUCAACCAGAAGCCCGUGUAUCUAUGGAAGAAUUUGCGCCGAUUUAUAAGAAUACUCUUCUGGCGCACUUCGAUCGUGAAGGAACCGGUAUCGUGAUGCUGCCUGAUCUUCGAUAUAUGCUUCAGAAUUCUGGUGAGCCACAGCCUAGCUUUAUGAAUUACGGUGCUCUGCAUGGCAGGUGA